This is a messenger RNA of Paecilomyces variotii, 783 nucleotides long. RefSeq lists its product as hypothetical. The record is from RefSeq and is a predicted model, not a curated record. Bases 1 to 783 code for a protein of 260 amino acids. Lineage: Eukaryota; Fungi; Ascomycota; Eurotiomycetes; Eurotiales; Thermoascaceae. The transcript has 2 exons. Gene Ontology annotation, biological process: regulation of transcription by RNA polymerase II. Gene Ontology annotation, cellular component: nucleus.
AUGGGCGACGGGUCAGAUUAUCCGAGUCCAAGAAGUGAAGGUCCCGGAGGUGUCGCGUCUAUUCUGGCUUCCGCUCAAGAUACCAUUUCUCCUCCACCCAAGAUGAAUGAACAGCCAUCGCCGGGUUUGAUUGACGGCACUCGUCCACGCCUCUCCGUCAGAAGGGCUCGAGAUCCGCCUAAGAAUACAGCAGGUCAGAUCUACUGUGAUCAUCCUGACUGCCAACACAGUCCACCAACUUUCCGUCGUCCUUGUGAAUGGAAUAAACACAUGGACAAGCAUGAUCGGCCGUAUAAGUGUAUGGAGCCUGGAUGCGACAAGAUCCAGGGGUUCACGUAUUCUGGUGGCCUCCUCAGGCACCAGCGCGAAGUCCAUAAGAAGAAUGCUAAUGCGAAGAAGCCCCUCAUGUGUCCCUAUGCGGACUGCAACCGCAGCACAGGAAAUGGGUUUACGAGACAGGAGAACCUGAAAGAGCACUUGCGACGUCGCCACAUGCAUACGGAUAGUGGUCCAGCUACCGAGUUGCCUGUGCAGACGCCGGAUGUAGAGAGCAUGCGAGCUUCAGUACUACCGAUUGCGCCAGUUCUGAAACGCAGGCGUGAUUCUAUGGAAGAUAACGCUGUUCUUUUCCAAGAGGAAGAUGGAAAUAGCGUCGACCUCAGGAAUGAACUGAAGCGACUCCGUCAGGAGGUCCAGGAGAAGGAUCGCCGGCUGGAGGAACUCGAAAGGAUCGUGGCCGGGCUACAGCAGGCUAUGCCACCGGCUGCGACUACGCAAGGCUGA